Molecule: messenger RNA, 732 nt
Organism: Rhododendron vialii
Lineage: Eukaryota; Viridiplantae; Streptophyta; Magnoliopsida; Ericales; Ericaceae
Product: putative F-box/FBD/LRR-repeat protein At3g49030
Exons: 4
Coding region: 1-732 (243 amino acids)
Source: RefSeq, a predicted model, not a curated record
AUGGUGGAGCUUAGAUCUGAAAAUGUAGAUUCAGCUCACAAGCUCAUCCAUGGAUCCCCAGUUCUUGAAUAUUUGGAUAUCUUGUUGGGGCCGGCUUUUGAGAGUAGAGAAGUGUUGAACAUUUCUGUGCCCACAUUGAAGCUUUUGAAGGUAGACCACUGGGGUUUUGGAGACCAGUUUAUGGUUAAUUCCCCCAAGCUUGAAUACCUUGAUCUCUCAUAUUUUUGGGCAGAGGGUUUUUCAUUAGAGAACUUAUCAUCCUUGUUGGAAGCAAGGAUUAAUAUUGGUUAUCCCGACUCUGGACCCAUCAGUUCAACCAACAUACUCAAUCUUCUUCGUGGGAUGUUAAGUAUCUUUGGGCCUCAUCUAUUCAGUGAAUCCCCGUUUUGCCCUGAAGUAUGGAUUACAGAUACACUGAGUAUCAGAUUUUAUGCCAAUUUUGGGGAUUAUGUUCUGCCAACUUUCCAUACUCUCCGUAAUUUGACACAUCUGAGGCUUUUGUCUGGCAUUGACGCUGAAGGCUUUGACUUGAAUUUGCCAAGUUACUUUCUUGAGUGCUCGCCUAAUGUUAAAGUUCUUGUUCUUCAGGGAUGCUCUUUAACCAAGUCCUGGAGUCCGCGUCUGAGAGUGCCUCGCUGUUUGUUGUUUCAUCUCAAGGAAGUUGAAUUUCUGGAGUUUGGUAGGGCAAAACAUGAGUUUGAAGUGGUAGAAUAUCUGCUGAAAAGUGCUUAA